AUGGGUUACCCAGACACUUUCGAGGGCUUCUGCGUUGCGGGCCCCAAGACGUGGAAUGAGUUCAAGAAACAGGAUCUGAAGCCCAAGCCAUUCGGGGACAGCGAUAUCGACGUGCAGAUCGAGGCCUGUGGUGUGUGCGGCUCAGACGUGCACACCAUCACUGGCGGCUGGGGCGACUACGAGGGCCCCUUGUGCGUCGGCCACGAGGUCGUCGGCAAGGCCGUCAAGGUUGGCAAGUCAGUCAGGUCAGAGAUCAAGGAGGGCGACCGCGUCGGCGUCGGCGCACAGGUCUGGUCGUGCCUGAAGUGCCCGCAGUGCAAGAAUGCCAACGAAAACUACUGCCCGCACAUGGUGGACACAUACAACUCUAAAUACCCGGAAGAAGCAGGCGGCGGCCAGGCCCACGGCGGCUACGCCUCGCACAUCCGCGCGCACGAGUACUUCACCUUCAAGAUCCCGGAUGCCCUGCCAUCCGCAGACGCAGCGCCGCUGCUCUGCGCGGGUAUCACGACGUACUCGCCGCUGGUGCGCGCGGGCGUCGGGCCGGGCAAGAAGGUAGCCGUGUGCGGGAUUGGCGGGCUGGGCCACUUGGGCAUCCAGUGGAGCGUGGCACUGGGCGCGGAGACCUACGCCUUCACGCACUCGCCUGACAAGGCCGAGGACAUCAAGAAGCUGGGCGCCAAGGAGGCGAUAGUGACGACGAAGAAGGACUGGGCCGAGCCGUGGGCAUUCACGUUCGACUUCAUCCUCAAUUGCUCCGACAUGACGCACACGUUCGACUUGCAGACGUACCUGUCGACUCUGCGCGUCGGCGGCGAGUUCCACAUGGUCGGCCUGCCAGACAAGCCACUGCCCGAGUUGAUGGCAUUUAACUUUGCGGGCAACGCUGCUAAGUUGACUGGCAGCCACCUUGGCAACCACCAGGAGAUGGAUGCGAUGCUGAAGCUGGCGGCGGACAACAAUAUCCGGCCGUGGGUUGAGAAGAUUGAUAUCUCUGAGAAGGGAUGCAAGGAGGCCGUGGAGCGGGUCAAGGAGAACAAGGUGCACUACCGCUUCUCCCUGGUUGGAUUUGACAAGGCUUUUGGUACCAAGAACUAG
This is a messenger RNA of Diaporthe amygdali, 1098 nucleotides long. RefSeq names its product nadp-dependent alcohol dehydrogenase 6. The transcript has 2 exons. The record is from RefSeq and is a predicted model, not a curated record. The coding region runs from base 1 to 1098 and encodes 365 amino acids. Gene Ontology annotation, molecular function: zinc ion binding; alcohol dehydrogenase (NADP+) activity. NCBI's taxonomy places the organism in Eukaryota, Fungi, Ascomycota, Sordariomycetes, Diaporthales, Diaporthaceae. Gene Ontology annotation, biological process: alcohol metabolic process.